AUGAGCACUCGUUUCGACACCUUGAAAUCCCAGCUGGAAACUCUCUCAUUUGAAAAUCUCCAAACGCGUUCAAUAGCCCCAAAUGACUCUCUUGCCCGCAAACGUUCCUUAAUUCAAAAAGACGUCGAAAGAAAAUGCAAAGAACAUUCUGAAUUAAAACGAACUUAUACUGAGCUUACCACAUCUACUUUAAAACAAGAAGAAAUUCAAAGAACCCAGCUGCAAGAGCUUGAAGUUCAGCUAGACGUCAUCCUCACUCAAAAGCGGCGUGAAAGGGCAAACCUACGUCGCCAAUCAGAAAGAAUCCAAGCACAGAUUGAGACUUAUAAAGAUUCAGUAGGAAAAAUUGAUAAACAAAUGCAAAGUUUAGAAGAAAAAGCUGAAAAAGUCACCAAUUUGAUGAAGGAUGAACAGAGUGUGAGGCUUGAAGCCUUUAAAUCUGCCCUAAAACCUCUUGAAGACACUCAGGUUACUAUACAAGAAGAGCGAAAAAAUCUUGAUUUGCAACGUCAAAAUUUAAUGGAAAGACUUCAAGGACUUGAUGGAAAUUUUUCCUUGAAAAGUGAUGCAAUAUUAGAAUUGAAAAAGAAAAAACAAGAAAGCAUUGCGAAUAAGGAAAAAGUUAAGAAAGCAAUGGAAGAAAUCAAAAAAAAGCAUCAUAAUGAUUAUAAGAUUUUUUUCCAAGAAAUUGAAACAAAAGAGAUUUUAACGACAAUUAAAGAUAAAAAAGCUAAGCAGACCACAACGAUAAAAGAAGCUGACCAAACGAUUGCAGUUCUUGAUGCAGAAAUUGAAAGGGCAAAUAAUGAACUAGUUUCGAUGGAAAAUGAUAAUAAAAAAAAUCCGCAAACUUCGAGAAGCGAAAGAGAAUUAGUAGAUAUUGAAAAACUUUUAGCUUUGAAAUGCAAAGAUCUGCAAGUGAGGAAUUUAAAAGAAGUUAUAGCUCAAGUGUGUGAAGGGAGCAAUUUUAAUGUUUCUCAGAAUAUUCUGAAAGAGCAGUUUAAGAUUGUGGAGGCGAAAGAGUUUGAUAUGAUGGAAGAAUGAAAGUUGGAAGAAGAACAAAUGGAAGCAAAAAUACAAGAAAUGAAAAAACUCGCUGAUGAGCAAGAGGGAGAAAUUUUAUGCAUGAUUUCUGCAGACCAAAGUGAUCCAGCAUUAGAGAAUAUGCUAAGAGAUAUGCAAAAUGCUUUAGCACAAAUGAGAGAAGAGGCUGAAAAAGCUAAGCGGCGUUACAGGUGCAAAAUGGCAGUACUAGGACAAUGGAAAAACCAAAACCGAAGCGUAUUAUUAUCAGAUUCUCCAUCAGCUCUUCCAAGUGAUUCUGACAUUAGCAAAGCAUUCAAAAAGCAAAUCCAGCAAUCAGCCAAAAGUCAAGGCGAAAUUACUGCAAUUGAAAGCAUUUUUACAAACUAUAUCAACAAAGUAUGCCAAAGAGAAGACCUAAUGGGUAGAGAUAGCGAAGAUAUAAGUGAAAAAGAAUCAAGAAUUGCUGAGCAAAAAGAAAAGCUGGCUGCUCUCAAAGGUAGACGUUUGGCCCUUCAAACUGAAAAAGACACUCUCCAAAAAGAAUUUCUAAAAAUUUUACUUCUCGAAAAAGCAGCAAUAAAAAAAUUCGAAAAUGCCAAAGCAGAAGUCGAAGUCCAAAGAAGAAAAAAAAUAGAUGAAGCCGUAAGCCAAAAUUUCACCAAAAGCAAUCAAGAAUUAGCACAAAUCCAAAAAACGUAUGGAGAUAAAGCUUUAAAAAAACUUCGUGAUCAAGAGCUAAAAUCUAUGAACGAAAAUCAGAAAAAAUGCAAUAAAGAGGUAAGAAAAAAACUUGAAGAGGUGCAGCUAGAAAUGCAGCACUGGGAUAAUGAAAUAGAAAGGGUUGAAAAAAGCAUCGAAGACCAUAUGACUCCAGAAGUUCUAUCAAUAGAAGAAGAAAUUUCUACAUUAAAAAAGCAAAUAAAUUCAAUUAAAGAGCAAGACCAAAUUUUAGCUGAGGCUGAGCUUGAUGUAGAAGCAAAAUUAGAAUCUUUGAUGGAGUCUAAAAGAAUUGAUAUUACGAGGAAUCUGCAAAAAAUAGUGCUGCACCAUGGAGGUGAAGUUGAUUUAGCUAAAUUGGAUAAGCUCAAAAAAAAUAAAGAAAAAAAAGAAGAGGCUAUUGAUCAGCUUGAGCAUGAAAUUGAAAUUAUUAAUAAAGAUUUUUCUGAUAAAAUCACUGUUGUUGAAAUUGAAGAAGCAAAAAUAAAAGCAAGAGUUAACCAAAUUCAAGAAGAGCUGAUAAACUUGCAGCAGGAUAAGCAAAAAGUAAAUGUUUUAAUGAAAAAAUUGAAAAUUUCUCAAAAAGAAAUUGAGCAUUUAGGAAUUCAAGAAGAGGAUGUUGAGCUAUUUAUGGAGAGAUCUGCUAUGCUGAAGCCGAAACCACAAGAAGAAAGAAAAGGAAUGACAAGGUCUCAAAGUUUGCCAAGAAUAAGAUCAGAAAGCUUACUCCUCCUCCGUGAGCGAAAUAACAUUUGAAAAAUACCUAUGUUUGCCCAAAACCUACCCUUCGCGAGCGAACAAUUUUUUUUAUGAAAAAAUUUUUAUAUAUAAGUGAUAAUUAGUAUAAUGAAAUCUCUUGCUAAUUCUGCUUAAUUUUAAAGAAUCGCAUUUAAAAACAUAAAUUUUACAAAUUUGAUUAAUAUUUGAUUAUCAAUUUUCUGCAAAUUGGGAUUAUUUUAAAUUUCGAAAUAAAAUUUACUAUAAAAUUUAUAUAUAUAAUUUUUUUCAAAAACAAUUAACCCUUCAAUGAACGAACAAAAUAUUUUAUUCGCUCGCAGGGGAGUUAGAUAAGAGUAGAGACGAAAUGUUCGAAGCAGAGGAAGAAGAAAAGAAAGAUGAACAGGAAAGCAAAAAUAUACCAGAAAACCAAGAAAGCCAAGAAAACGAAACAUCUCCAGUUGAAGCGAUGAAUUCAAUAAAUGAAACUGAAAUAAAUCCAAUCAAUGAAAAUGCAAGCGAAUGUUCAGAAUCCAAAUUUAAAUUUAAUUAUAAAGAUUUGACGAAGGCUGAAAUAGCCUUCUUACCCCUAGUCUGCAAAUUAAUGGGUGCACAUAAUAAUCCUUUUAGAAAAUUCAAUUUUUAUAUAUCAAUAAUAUAAGUACCCUUAUUUAUUAAGAAGGGAAGUUAGAAACUAUCAAACCCUUGCUGGAAGGCAGUACACUUUAUAAGCGUCUUAGCCAGAGAAAUUCUUUACAAUUCCCUGAAUUUGAUGCUUUAGACCCUGAAAACCCGCCUCCAGAAAAUUGUGGAUAUCAAAUCAGAAACUUCAGCCUCCUAAAGCAUUUAAAUAAAAUUGAAAUUAGAAGGCCAAAUAAGCCAGGAAUAGAAAGCAACAUUUUAAUAGAUCAAAUUUUAGACGUAGUUCUUCCAAAGCACACAGUAGAAAUCUUAAAAGCCAAGAAAAAAUUAUUGACAAGUAAUGAUGACUUAUUAGACUCAGAAGCUGCCAUGAAAAAAUAUUUGGAAAUGAAAGAAUCAGGCCACAUUAAUUAUUUUGAUCCUUGUAUAAAAGUACUGAGUGAGUCAUGCGAUUGUUUUCCUUUUUUUGUCACUUUGGAUAAAGGAGGAAGAGUUGAAUUGAUUGCUGAUAGCUACUCUACCUAUAGAAUUUGGGUUGAUGGCAUACAAGGAUUAAUCAAAUUUAAAAAACAAUUGGGAAGGCUUAAAUAUAAGAUAAUCAGCGAUUAA
This is a messenger RNA of Blepharisma stoltei, 3711 nucleotides long. NCBI's taxonomy places the organism in Eukaryota, Ciliophora, Heterotrichea, Heterotrichida, Blepharismidae. The record is from the annotation of a GenBank genome assembly.